Messenger RNA from Panicum hallii, 1395 nucleotides. RefSeq names its product probable carboxylesterase 15. NCBI's taxonomy places the organism in Eukaryota, Viridiplantae, Streptophyta, Magnoliopsida, Poales, Poaceae. The record is from RefSeq and is a predicted model, not a curated record. Gene Ontology annotation, molecular function: hydrolase activity. The transcript has a single exon. The coding region runs from base 78 to 1148 and encodes 356 amino acids.
AACCUCAUCAAAUUAGCUUAUUCCUUCCUUCCCUGUCUUCCUCGCACAAAGAGCACUUUCUACAUAUAUAGAGAGAUAUGCCAAGCAUGCCGGCCAUCUCAGCCGCCACCGGAGCGGCGCCUCCGCCGGCGAAGGUCGUCGUCGAGGACAUCUACGGGUUCCUGCGCGUCCUCGACGACGGCACCGUGCUCCGGUCGGCGGCGGAGCCGGCGUUCUGCCCGACCACCUUCCCCGACAGCCACCCGUCCGUGGAGUGGAAGGAGGCCGUGUACGACAAGGCCAAGAGCCUCCGCGUCCGCAUGUACAGGCCGUCGGCGGCAGCCGGCGGGAACAAGCUGCCGGUGCUCGUCCACUUCCACGGCGGCGGCUUCUGCCUCGGGUCGUGCACGUGGGCCAACGUGCACGCGUUCUGCCUCCGCCUCGCCGCGGAGGCCGGCGCCGUCGUGCUCUCCGCGGGGUACCGCCUGGCCCCGGAGCACCGCCUCCCCGCGGCGGUCGACGACGGCGCCGGAUUCCUUCGCUGGCUCCGCGAGCAGUCCGCGAACCCCGCCGCGGGCUCCAACGCCUGGCUCGCCGAGGCCGCCGACUUCGGCCGCGUGUUCGUCACCGGCGACUCGGCUGGCGGCACCAUAGCGCACCACCUCGCCGUGCGCGCCGGCUUGGCCGCCGCGUCCACCACCAAGCGCGGUGAGCCCGGCCCCGACGUCGACCCGGUCACGGUCCGGGGCUACGUCCUCCUGAUGCCGUUCUUCGGCGGCGUCCGCCGGACGCGGUCGGAGGCCGAGUGCCCCGCGGAGGUGCUCCUGAACCUGGACCUGUUCGACCGGUUCUGGCGGCUGUCGCUGCCGGCCAGCGCCACCAGGGACCACCCGGCGGCGAACCCGUUCGGGCCGGACAGCCCCGACCUUGCCGCGGCGGACGUCCGGCCGGUCUUGGUAGUGGCCGGCGGCCUCGACAUGAUGCGCGACCGCGCCGUGGACUACGCCCAGCGGCUGGCGGCGAUGGGCAAGCCGGUGGAGCUCGCCGAGUUCGCCGGCGAGCCGCACGGGUUCUACACGCUGGACCCGGGGUCCGAGGCCACCGGCGAGCUGAUCGGCCUCGUGAGCCGAUUCGUACGCAGCUGCUGCGUCGCGGCGCCGAAAGGUUAGCUAGCUCGGUGCAUGCAAGUGCCACGUAAUAAGCCAGCGUCAAGGUUCGUGCGUGCAUGAUGCAUGCAUAGUAUUUUGGGAAGUGCAACAGGCUUGUGUACUGUAGUUCAGUUGAUGCCACGUGUCAGCUUGCGAGGAGAGUUCAAAUCGGCAGGAUUGUCAGUCACAAGUAGUGUCUGUGCUGGUGUGGUGUACUGGUGUGCCAUCCCUAUCAAUGAAAAAAAACUUCAGGUGAGGAUGUUCUUCA